This is a messenger RNA of Synchiropus splendidus (mandarinfish), 2420 nucleotides long. RefSeq lists its product as uncharacterized. The transcript is spliced from 5 exons. The record is from RefSeq and is a predicted model, not a curated record. The coding region runs from base 238 to 1923 and encodes 561 amino acids. Lineage: Eukaryota; Metazoa; Chordata; Actinopteri; Syngnathiformes; Callionymidae.
GUAGCAAAUGACUGCUGUCUCAACCGCCAAACAGGAACAGGCUUUCAUAAUGAGCGAAAGCGUGGGCGGACGACAUGAAGUUAAAAAGGAAACCCGAAAAACUGCUUUGCCUAUCUGAUCUUCCGCCGCCGCCGCCGCUUCUUGACUAGCCCAGUGGCAUUCUUACAGCUCGCUCUCAGCAGUCUGCGUCACUCUUCCAUCGGUGAGACCCGGCUGACCUCAUGGUGUUGGGACACCAUGGCUGGACUCUGCGGAGGAGGCAGACCUCUACUCUGGCUUAUUAUCUUAGGGUUGUUCUAUCUGGGGUCGUGCCAGUUUCACUUCAUAUCUCUCGCAAGGACGUACAGCGAGGCCAAGACCUACUGCAGGCAGUGGUUCACUGAUUUAGCCACGGUCCACAACGCCAGUGAAAUGGCAGAGAUCCUGUCCAUAUCCAUCCGCCAAGGCAGAGCGUGGAUCGGACUGGAGCUGGGGAGGACUCAGACCUGGCACUGGUCUGAGGCCGAGCACGCCGUGGACUUUUUUAACUGGGCGGCCGCAGAGCCCGGGGACUCCAGUCAGGACCGAUGUGUUGCCAUGGACGCGCAGGGUGGCUGGUUCCAAAGUGACUGUGAUACAAGAAGGAGCUUCGUGUGUCACGAUGGUGUCAGCCUGCUGUUUGUCGCGACCCAAAAGUCGUGGCGAAACGCUCAAAGACAUUGCAGAGAUUUAUCGCAGGACCUGGUGAGCAUUCACUCCGCUGCUCAGAACCAGGCUGUCCGGACCCUCACCAGCAACCAAAUCGUGUGGACCGGACUCUUCCAAGACGCGUGGGUGUGGUCAGACGGGAGCCCGUCCGCGUUCCGCUUCUGGAAGCCGAAUCAGCCAAAUUACCUGACGGCUCAGGAGUGUGCCGUGACCGUGCUGAGAGACGACGGGCGGUGGAACGACCUGCGAUGCAGACUGACCUUGAGAUUCUUCUGUCAAGGACCCAGCAGAGACGCUCAAACCACAUCUCAGACAAGCACACUGGCGGACAGGAGAGCAACCACAGCUGCAACUCAGCCACGCGGAACAUCUGUGGUCGACCCGACCACCGCUGCUCCGCAACAGCAGUCCACCAGCCCUCAUGUCUCACCACCAACCAGAACAGCUGCGUUGACUCGACCAACACCGCUCUCCAAUGCAACAACGAAAGCCACGACAGUUGCGGUGACACGACCUACAUUGCUCCUCAAUGCAACAACGAAAGCCACAACAGUUGCAGUGACACGACCUACAGCAAUCUUCAGUGCAACUACGAAAGCCACAACAGUUGCAGUGACACGACCUACAGCGAUCUUCAGUGCAACUACGAAAGCCAGGACAGUUGCGUCAACCCAGCCUACAACCCACAACAACGCAACAACAAAUGCAAGCAUAGUUGUGUUGACUCAACCCACGUUGCUCCUCAAUGCAACAACAAAGUCAGGUGUGAGCGCGACACAACUGUCCACAGCGACAGAUAUGACCUUGCCAACACACACAGCAACUACAGGGUGGACUUCCUAUGCAGUAACCACCAGCGGACAACAUUCUUCUCUGGGUGAAUACAUAUUGAUCAGGAAAAACCUGACAUGGAUGGAAGCGCUAAGCUACUGCAGGCAUCACCACGCAGACCUGGCUGACAUCCCCACCACCUCAGCUCAGGAACUGGCAGCUGCAUUGUCGAGGAACGCCACCACAGCUCACGUCUGGCUGGGCUUACGCUUCACCUGCAACUUCGGCUUCUGGUUCUGGACCAGCUCCGCUUCCCUCUGUUACCACAACUGGGGACCAGGGCACGGCUCCGCUGCAGACUACGGGUGUGGAGCCACCGGAGCCAUGGAGGCCACAGGGGGGCAGCAGUGGGUCGGCCUGCCCGAGACUAGAAAACUGAACUUCAUCUGCCGCCUCUGCCAGUGAAGGAACGUUUUUUUCUGCAGUUAGAUGGAAAAAUACAAACGUGCUGGUCAUACCAGCUGAAUUAUGAAUCACGUGAACGACUGGACUUCAGCUGCCCGUCCCUGCAUUGUUAGAAUCCAGCUGCCUGCUCCAUUGUUGAGGCUGAAUUUCAUUAAAACCUCAUGUGGUGUGUAGGCGUAUGUGUUCACAGUCAUGGGCAGCAAAAGUAAUGUGAGAACAUUGAUCCUCUGCUUUCACUCCGGGGUUACAUUUGCAUGUUGACCCCCUGGAUCGGGCCCCCAAACUGGCUUUUGUAAGCCAUCAGAGUAAAGUCCUGAGCCAGACUGCCUGCUGCCCCUCGCUGACCUGACCUUCACUGGCCGCCACAUGGUGGACAGAGCGCCUUCCUGUCUGCAGCCUCGAGAAGCUCCUCACCUCAUCAGUCAUAUACGUGAGAUUAGGUUGUGUGCUCAGGAGGACGUUACACGUUAAUGCCACUUCAUGCUGCUGUAAAAUAA